CACACACACUUUCCAUAGAUGGAGUGGGGAUGCCAGUGUACCACCUGUUCCUCUGUCAUCAGCCCUCUCUCUGGUGAAUGGACUGGUUGGCUGAGAAGUGAGAACACACAUGCUGACAGACUGGCCAUUUGAUCUCUGACACACACACUAUCUCCUAAUUACCUCAUUGUGUGUGCUGGCCCGUCUUUCUUUUCCCGGUGUUAGCGGUUCCGGUACAUUAACGGCCAGGUGUUGUCGGUGAGCACGUAGACCUCUCUUACAUUACCCUCCAUCUCUCCCCCAUCCCUCCAUCCUCCUCCUCCAUUCUGUUCUCUGAUGUGUGGUAGAUGAGCAGGUGUGAUAAGCAGCUAUAUUAAAGGACUGAUACACUGUAGGGGGUUAGUUGGUGCACAGACACAGGACAGGAAGGAAGGAGCACACUACAGGACAGGAAGGAGCACACAACAGGCUACAACAGGAGAGGAAGGAGCACACAACAGGCUACAACAGGAGAGGAAGGAGCACACAACAGGCUACAAAAGCUGGUUAUACAUUUAUUUGGUUUUGUUUCAUUAAUUCUCUUUGCUGUCCUGUCCCACAUUCUAUAAUGUGUAAAGGACUGUCCUCCCUUCCUUCGUCAUGCUUGGAGAAAGCAAAGGGGAUGCGGGUGAAGUUGAGUCACCUGGCUGACAAACAGGAGUGGACACAUCAUCACAAACACAGGGUCCACGAGGACAAGGCUCUUCAGGAUCUGGAGUCUCUACUCAACAGCAAGAUUGGCCAGAAAGCCUUCCGCUGGUUCCUGCAGUCUGAGUUCAGUGAGGAGAACCUGCAGUUCUGGUUGGCCUGUGAGGAGUACAGGGUUACCCCCUCAUGGCAGCAGGGGGCCAAGGCCCAGUCCAUGUACUGCCAGUACAUCAACCCUGGCGCACCACAGGAGGUGAACCUGGAUGCUGAGACCAGGGAGGCUCUACUGAGAGUGAUGGAGGAGCCUGCAGGCGACACAUUCCAUGAGGCCCAACAACAUGUCUACCACCUGAUGGCCAAAGACUCUUAUCCUCGAUUCCUGCGCUCCCCACACUGCCUGGAGGCCCUCAGGGCGCCUUAGAUAUUCCACAGCGCCACCUGCUGCCCCGGAGGACCACACAACAACAUAAUAAGCUGUGUGUUUUAUAACCACAUUAGAAUUUAGAUAAUUUAUAUUUAUACUUAAGUCUUAGUCGACACUCUUAUGUGAGUUGUAAGAUGUUUGUGUUUAUCAUAAAUAUGUUAUAGCUAUGGUAUAUGUCCAUGUAGUUAUUAAUCAAGUGUUUUGACAGGAAAUGAGAUCAUAUGAGUAUUCUAGUCAAAUCAAAUCGUAUUGGUCACAUACACAUAUUUAGCAGAUGUUAUUGCGGGUGUAGCGAAAUGCUUGUGUUCUUAGCUCCAACACUGCAGUAGUAUCUAACAUUUCACUUAGUAACUAGUCUUAGUAGAUGCUCUUAUGUAGAGAGUCAUAAUAACUGUAUUACUGUUAUAAACAUGUAUGUGCCUCGGA
Coregonus clupeaformis (lake whitefish) is the source of this 1516-nucleotide messenger RNA. Its product is annotated as regulator of G-protein signaling 4. Lineage: Eukaryota; Metazoa; Chordata; Actinopteri; Salmoniformes; Salmonidae. The record is from RefSeq and is a predicted model, not a curated record. Bases 587 to 1087 code for a protein of 166 amino acids. The transcript has 5 exons.